Messenger RNA from Manihot esculenta (cassava), 408 nucleotides. NCBI's taxonomy places the organism in Eukaryota, Viridiplantae, Streptophyta, Magnoliopsida, Malpighiales, Euphorbiaceae. The record is from the annotation of a RefSeq genome assembly.
AUGCUUAGUCCCAAAAGAACCCGAUUCCGUAAACAACAUAGAGGAAGAAUGAAAGGAAUAGCUUUUCGAGGUAAUCGUAUUUGUUUCGGCAGAUAUGCUCUUCAGGCACUUGAACCCGCUUGGAUUACAUCUAGACAAAUAGAAGCGGGGCGACGAGCAAUGACACGAAAUGCACGCCGCGGUGGAAAAAUAUGGGUACGUAUAUUUCCCGACAAACCAGUUACUUUAAGACCUACGGAAACACGUAUGGGUUCGGGGAAAGGAUCUCCCGAAUAUUGGGUAGCUGUCGUUAAACCAGGUAGAAUACUUUAUGAAAUGGGCGGAGUAGCCGAAAAUAUAGCGAGAAAAGCUAUUUCAAUAGCAGCAUCAAAAAUGCCUAUACGAACUCAAUUCAUUAUUUCAGGAUAG